Molecule: messenger RNA, 435 nt
Organism: Lathyrus oleraceus (garden pea)
Lineage: Eukaryota; Viridiplantae; Streptophyta; Magnoliopsida; Fabales; Fabaceae
Exons: 2
Coding region: 1-435 (144 amino acids)
Source: RefSeq, a predicted model, not a curated record
AUGGACUUUGUGACUGGGUUGCCAAGUACUCUGAAAGGAAAUGAUGGAAUUUGGGUGAUUGUUGAUAGGCUGACUAAAUCGGCUCACUUCAUACCGAUUAAGAUCAGUUUUCCAUUACAGAGAUUUGUAGAGAUUUACAUUGAGGAUGGUGAUCACAUUUUUCUAAGAGUCACUCCAGUGACUUGUGUUGGAAGAUCCCUGAAGUCUAAGAAGCUCACUCCUCUCUUUAUUGGACUGUAUCAGUUUACUUAUAGGAUUAGAGCAGUUACUUAUCGUGUGGCCUUACCCCCAUCUCUUUCGAACCUGCGUGAUGUUUUCCGUAUGUCGCAACUUUGGAAGUAUGUUACUGAUCCUUCGCACGUAAUCCAGAUUGACAAUGCACAAGUUUGUGACAACCUGACGGUUGAAGUAGCUUCUGUUUGGAUCGUCGAUUGA